CUGCUUACCACCCGCCGUGGACUGCGAGCCAAGUGUCGCGGAGGUGGCGCGCCUUUGCGCUGUCGUAGCCGUUUCUGUGGAACGAAGUUCUCAUCGACUCGCAAGAGCGCUGGGUGGUUCAUGCCUGGCCCCAUCUGGCGCCUCGAACUUCAUCCCUCGCGGUCGCCCUCCUAGUCGUCUUGCGUGAAUAGAAGGUCCCGAUGUCUUCCUCCUGCGGCUAUUCACUCUUUUCGCUUUUCUCCUGCAUUAUGGAGAUCUUCGUAGCACAGUCGAGCCUGUGGGGCUCGGAUCUUGAAUACCGACCUGUUCAGCUCGUGGGGGCCACUGCUAACAGGGAUCCACCGAAACACACCCAAUCGAUAACUUUGAGAUCGCGCAUGAAGUGGUCCACAUACAUGAAGCAACCGGUCCGUCAAGCAACUCGGAUGGAAGCCGCGAGGGGUUGUGGCUUAAUGCACCUGGUACAACGUUUUAUAAUGGAAGGACGAGCUGGGAACAUCAUCCGACCGCCCUCGAGUCUUCUUCGACAAACCUUGUCUAACAGUCGAAUGCUUUUUGGCCGUCACUCGUCCGAUCGUAGAGAAGACGGACAUUAUCGAGGCACCGAAUCUGCGGUGCGUGGCGGCGACCGACGCCGGGUUAUUGCAGUACUUUCGAACGCUGCGCUGCCUCUGGCUUCACUCCGAGAAUAAGCUUCGCCCGGUUCGUUCACGCAAAGUGUUUCGCCGCCUCGCAUACCGGGCCCGUAUUAGCUCCGAUGACAAUCACAGUCUUCCAAGCGAGAUCGGACGUGACCACGGGCUCCUAAGCUUUCCACUGCGAGAUCAAGAAGUCGAGGAAAGAAUAACGCAUGGCCAGUGAAUGAAUCGAGAGACGUGUGAGCCGUGCAUGUGACAGCUUCGCAGACGAGCCACUGGACCGAUAAAAGUAAUGAGGCAUCCUGAGAGUCAGGCUGCACAAGAAUCAGACAGUCGAGCUUUCACUGUGCUGUUCCCUUGGGAUUAGCUAGCACGCGUACGAAUCAGAUCUACAUAGCCCGCCAAGUGCAGCUUAAUGCGCACGGCGAAACUACUGACUAGCGGGCCAGUGUUCGUCGAAGACCUCAUCGGACUUGCAUUUGACAGCAGAAGCCAAGGAUGUCCGAAAGUAUCUGAUCUUCCCCCUGAUCUACAUGCGCGAAGACCGAUGCAGAUUAUUCUGUAUGGGAAUGCGAGUCACAGGGCCCAGUUCUUUCAGGGAAGUGGAAGCUGCGCCAUGAUCCUGGAGAGCAAGCUCGCAGCAGUUCAGAACAAAUCGACUAGUGUUUGAUCCGGUAUCGCUCCGACGAGAAGCUCACCCGAAGCCUCAGGGCAGAGGAAGACCAUCGUGUCUCUAGUGAUCGGAUGUGGUAAACUUCAACAUUUCACGUGACAUAUUCAGUCGCUUCAUCAGCAAUGACUGACUCGAUAUAAUUUCAGAGAAUCUCUCCCGAUGCUGUUCCAAUCACGUCGAGGGUCUAGCCCGACAAAAAUAGCGCUUCCCACAGCCGACAGCACCCUCCGCGCCGUCGAUUCGAUACCGAACCUCUGGCGUCGACGCAUUCUUCUCAUGUCCAUAACUAUGAGAUGUCCUCUAAGGUUUCCGCCGGCACGGGUUGGCCUAUAACCGGGCCCUGGAGAAGAUAAAACCAGACGUCGAGCCCCCUUGCUGUUUCAAUCUGGUCCCAUGCAUCUCCUCCUUCAAGCAGCGAUCUCAGCCUUGCCCAUCGCAGUUUACUAUUCUCUAAGACCUAAGAGAGAUCCCAUCCCGGAUUUGCCAGGUCCAGAGUCCUCGUCCUGGCUUUAUGGGAACUUGGCCGAACUUCUCCUCGCCCCGGACUAUGGCAAGUACGAGUUCACCUGGCUCAAGCGAUUUGGGAGCGUGUACCAAAUCCGGGCCUGUCUUGGACGUACCCAAAUCGUCAUCGCAGACCCGGCAGCGAUGCACCACGUGUUCAGCAGUCCGAAAUGGGACCAAGGACCUCCCCUUUCAAUGCUGGCAACUAUGGUUUUUGGCUCGCAAAGCGUGCAGGGUGUCAGAGCUGCGGGACCUGAGCAUCGUCAUUUACGAGGCGCGCUCAACGGCGCCUUCACAGCCUCCGUUGUCCAGAGCUACGAAACAAUAUUCGAGAGGGUUGCUGCAGGGAUUUCCGAAAAAAUUGACUCGAGCACCGCGGAUGAUGUUGAUAUCACGGGCAUGCUCUCAGCUGCGACACUGUCUGCCAUCUCGACUGCAUUGCUCAGCCGCCCUGUCGAAGAGCUUGACCCGGGUUUCAUUGAUCUCAAUACCAAUCUUCUUCGUACGGCGGCAAGAACUUCAAAGAGAGACCUCUUGUCGACUGAUUUACUGACCAACUACAUUCCUCGACGCUUGCUCUACAAGCUACUGCACUUGCGAGUGGCAGGAUGGCACGCCGUGACAGAAGGCCGGGACCUUGGUCUUGCUCUCGGACGAGCUGUUGUCGAGGACAAGUUGCGCGUCAAGGCAUCAGGCGAGGACCAAGGAACCGGGGAUGUGUAUGAUCUGCUUUUAUCAGGCAAAGCGGGCGCAGAGGCCAAAAAGCUCAAUGUUGAAGAGCUGGUCGCCCAAACGUCCGUCCUUCUUGUGGCUGGUCAGGACACCACUGCAAACACGCUGGCCUUCUGCCUGAUUGAACUGGCCCACAAUCCCGCACUUCAAGAACAACUCCGCACAGAACUUCAGGCCCGCGGGCCAGCGCAGCCAUACAACCAGCUUCCACUGCUCAAUGCCAUCAUUAAAGAGGCCCUGCGGAUGUUCCCCGCAGCACCUAUCAUGGACCGGCUUGCAUACGAAGACGACAUCAUCCCUCUUUCGGAGCCGGUUCUGGACCGCCAUGGGCGGAAGAUCGACUGCAUUCCUGUUCGGAAGGGGCAAGUUGUGACUAUGGCUAUCGCCUCGUAUCAAAGAAUGGCGUCCCACUGGGGACCUGACGCGAUGGAGUUCAACCCAAUGCGAUGGCUGGAGGGAGGCUCGGUCAAGACCAGCGACGUCAUUGGUCCCUACGCAAAUCUAAUGAGUUUCGCAAGUGGAGCACGGACGUGUAUUGGAUGGCGAUUUGCCGUCAUGGAGAUGCAGAUCAUCCUCUGCGAGCUUGUUGGCAAAUUCAGCUUCAGCAUUCCACCUGGGAGCAAGACUGCUGCGCAGCUGGCGCAUACCCUGUUCCCGUUGGAUGAAAAGACGAGAGAGAAGUGUGCCAUGCUACAGGUCAAAUCCGUAUGA
Mycena citricolor is the source of this 3258-nucleotide messenger RNA. NCBI's taxonomy places the organism in Eukaryota, Fungi, Basidiomycota, Agaricomycetes, Agaricales, Mycenaceae. The record is from the annotation of a GenBank genome assembly.